This is a messenger RNA of Dracunculus medinensis (Guinea worm), 945 nucleotides long. NCBI's taxonomy places the organism in Eukaryota, Metazoa, Nematoda, Chromadorea, Rhabditida, Dracunculidae. The record is from the annotation of a GenBank genome assembly.
AUGGUUUUCUCAGGUUCUUCUCAUUCUGAUCUUACUCAACGCAUUUGUGAACGUUUGCAGUUAGAUGUAUCGAAAGCAUCUUUGAAAAAAUUCAGUAAUAGAGAAACAAAUGUCGAAAUCGGCGAAAGUGUUCGUGGCGAAGAUGUUUAUAUUGUUCAAAGUGCGUGCGGUGAGAUUAAUGAUCAUAUUAUGGAGCUACUUAUCAUGAUUAAUGCAUGUAAAAUGGCUUCUUCUUCCCGUGUAACAGCUGUCAUUCCCUGUUUUCCUUAUGCGCGGCAAGAUAAAAAGGACAAAUCACGUGCACCAAUCACCGCCAAGCUAGUAGCAAAUAUCUUAUCAGUAGCUGGGGCUGAUCACAUAAUUACCAUGGAUCUGCAUGCUUCACAGAUUCAAGGAUUUUUCGAUAUUCCUGUAGAUAAUUUAUAUGCGGAACCUGCAAUCUUGAAAUAUAUCAAAGAAUCGAUCGCGAAUUGGCAAAAUGUAGUUAUUGUUUCUCCAGAUGCAGGAGGAGCAAAACGAGUAACAUCUAUCGCCGAUCGUUUAAAUGUUGAUUUUGCUUUGAUUCAUAAGGAAAGAAAACGUGCUAAUGAAGUUGAAAAAAUGACAUUAGUUGGAAACGUUAAAGAUAAGGUUGCAUUACUUGUUGACGAUAUGGCAGAUACAUGUGGCACAAUAUGUUUGGCCGCUGAAAAAUUAAUAGAAGCUGGAGCGAGUGCGGUUUACGCUUUCUGCGUGCAUGGUAUUUUCUCUGGUCCAGCUAUAGAACGUUUGAAUAAUUCAACUUUUGAAGCUGUUGUAGUUACGAAUACCAUACCUCAAGAAGAAAACAUGAAGAAAUGCUCUAAGAUACAGUGCAUUGAUGUUUCGAUGAUUCUUGCUGAAGCAAUUAGGCGAACCCAUAAUGGCGAAUCAGUUUCUUAUCUUUUUUCUCAUGUUCCUUUAUAA